CUUGUGACUGAUGAUGGAUGUAGCUACAUGGUACAAGAUCUCACCAUUUCUCUUUUGGUUUAGUCGUCCGAUUAUUCCUCUCCUCUCCUGUGAUCCUGUCCAUCAGCCUCAUGAGCUUCUGCUGGCCUUUUCUCCCGAAUCAUCAGUCAGCAAGGUUUUUCUUCCUUGUUUAGGGAAAAAAUGGCUUUCAGGCCACUUGAGGUAUGGAACCGUUGGGCCAUCCAGAUCCUGCUGCUGCUAAGCCUCGGCAUGCACGUCCUCCUCCUCCCCCUCGCCGGAAUCCGUCGCCGUCGAGCCCCAAUGCUUCUUCGUGUCCCUCUAUGGCUGGCAUACCACCUGGCCGACACCAUCGGCAUCUACGCCAUCGGGCUCCUCUCCCUGAGCAGCGCGCCGCGCGAGCACCGGCUGAUGCCGUUCUGGGCGCCCUUCCUCCUCCUCCACCGCGGCGGCCCCGACAGCAUCGGCGCCUACGCGUUCCACGACAACCAGCUCUGGCUGCGCCACCUGCAGCUCUUCGUCGUCAACGUCAUGGCAGUCACCUACGUCCUCUACAUACAUCUCACUAGAGGCGACGCCUUCCUUGCCAUGGCCGCUCUUCUGAUGUUCGCCGUCGGCGUCGGCAAGUACGGCGAGAAGGUGGCGGCGAUCAGGGGCGGCAACAAGAACAGCAUCCGGAGCUCGCUCCCCAAGAAACCGACCGCCGCAAGGCACCACCACGUCCACCACUGGGACCAUGGCUUGUUGCCGAACAAGGCCGCCGCCGGCGCCGCCGCCGUCGACGAGGAAGAAGCCUACCUGCGGCACGCGCACCACAUGUUCCACAUGUCCAAGCGCGCCACCGUGGAUUCCUGGCUGGAGAAAGACCCCGAGCACCACACCAUGGAGAUGCUCAGGGCGCUCAGGAAGCAGGACGCCAUGGGCAUGUGGGCGUUCGCGGAGCUGCAGCUCUCCCUGCUGUACGACGUCCUCUACACCAAGGCCGCCGUGAUCCACACCUGGCCGGGCUACCUCCUCCGCCUCGCCUCGUCUCUCGCCAUCGCCGCCGCCGCGUUCCUGCUGUUCCGUUUCAGCGGCAGAGACGACGUCGACGACGACGUGGUCGACGUCGUCGUCACCUACGUCUUGCUCGCCGGCGCGUUCGUCAUGGAGGUGGCGUCGGUGAUGAACGCGCUGGGCUCCUCGUGGACCUACGCCUUCCUGUGCACCACGCGGUGGAGCUCGCUCCGGUACACGGCGCUGUGCACCGGACGAUGGGAUCGGCUUCGUCAGCUUGUCAAGACAAUCCAUGGAAGAUCUGAUGUCAGUGUUAGGAGAUGGUCAGGAGAGAUGGGGCAGUAUAACAUGUUCCAUUUCUGCAGCCGUCACAGAAGGGCUCACAGGCCACUUGCAGGAAGAAUCGCCAUGGCGAUGGGAUUCGAGGACUGGUGGAACAGGAAGCAUUACUCGGCCACGGCGAACAUCUCCGAUGAGCUCCGGCAGGAGCUGUUCCGGUACGUGCAGAGGCUGACGGAGACGGGGCUGAACUCGCAGGGCGUGAUCAGGAAGAGCUGGGGACAGGAGGCGCUCGAGAGGGAUGACAAGGGUUUGUACGAACGCAUCAAACGAGACAGGAACCUCGGCGUCGAGUUCCAAGAGGGCGUCAUCAUAUGGCACAUCGGCACCGACAUCUUCCUCGCCAGAUCGAGAAGCGGCAUAGAGGAAGCAGCUGCUGCUGGUGGUGGUGUUGGCGACGAUGCAGGAGCAGCAGCAGCAGACCUGCCGCUGGUGGUGAAGAUGAUCAGGACACUGUCCAACUACAUGAUGUUCCUGCUCGUGAACCACCCAAACAUGCUGCCUGGGCUUGCACAGGGCAUGGUGUACCGGCGAACCUGCGAGAACCUAUCAGACAGGAGCAAGACUCAUCAACAAGGUGGUCAUGUUAUUAGCAGAGAGAUUAUUGGUACAAAGCUCAGGGAGAUGUUCUGCCUGCAGGAUGGCCCAGCUAGUGUCGUCCCUGCAGAUAGCCAUGUACAUGAGCUUGCCAACAAGGUGUAUGAGGAGAUGCCAAAAUACAGCCAGAGUGUCCCUCGUCUCUGCUACGCCAAUGGAGUCGCGGUAGAGCUGCUUGGCAGAGUGAAGGAGAAAGGCGUCGAGGCCGUCUUGAGAUUGCUCCGUGAUGUGUGGAUGGAUUUCGUGGUGUAUGCCGCCAAUCGGUGCAGCAGGGAGUCCCACGCCAAGAAGCUCAGCAGUGGUGGCGAAUUGACCAGCGUUGUCUGGAUUAUGACAGACUUCCUUAACCAAGAAGCUUAUGCACGACAGAAAGAUUGAGUGUCUUUCAAUUCGGCCAGAGAGCUAGUGUGUGUAGCUGACUCCGUAUCUAUCCAGAACAACUGGCUGUUGUUAGAGUUCAUUCAUUUCUUUGAGAUAUUGGUCACGAAAAGUUACAGAUAUGAACAUAUUGUAUGUAAAGAUCCAUCGAGGCUUUCAGGGGAAUGCAAAUAUUGCAAGUAAACUUUCUAGUUUGUUGGAUUCCUCUGUUGGCCACACCAAUAAACCGGUAUUGUUACUGCA
Molecule: messenger RNA, 2550 nt
Organism: Sorghum bicolor (sorghum)
Lineage: Eukaryota; Viridiplantae; Streptophyta; Magnoliopsida; Poales; Poaceae
Exons: 1
Coding region: 181-2307 (708 amino acids)
Source: RefSeq, a predicted model, not a curated record